AUGACAACACAUCAAAGCUUGGAACAACUGGCUUCAGGGGCUCUGCCGACCUUGGGUGGCGGCGACUCGAUGCAACCCUCCUGGUCCCGUUCCCUUCACGAACUCGCCGCUGCCAACAAGUCCUUUCUAGGAAACAAUAAUCCUCAACAACUGAACACUUCGGCACAACUAUUAUUGGGCGAUCGCACCGACUUUGGGAGUCUCGUAGCCAGCCUGGAAAGUACAACACCUGCUCCACUGACCCAAGAUGCCUUUCAAAGCUUGGAUGCCAAUCGACGUCAACAACGUGACUCGGCCAUUGAACGCAUCUUGCAACGAGAACGAGAAAACACUAAUCGACAAUUGGAGAAACAGUUGGAACAGCAAUUGGAAGACGACUGGAAACGCGAACGGGAGUGGUGGCUCAAGGAGCUCGUCGGGUCCCGCAAUUUGGUGGAUGCUUCCAGUAGUCUGGGCAUGCGGCAGGCGGACCGCAAAUUGGAAGCGACCUUUCAAUCCGUAUCGGGUCCUUCUCACAAUUUCAUUACCGAAGGCCUCAAACAACCACUCGAUGCAGUGGCCGUCCAAAAGCACCUUCAACUCUUGCGGUCUAUUACCGCCACUACAAACCUGCAAGAUGUCAUUGCAGGAUACCAAAAUAUGACGAGUUCCGAUUCCACUGGAUACGCCAUUGCUUGGCAACUGUUUGGCAACAUGAUCCCCAAUCUUUCCUCCCCCUUUCAUGGGGCUUUGGGGUCGUUACUACAUUUUUGCAAGCAGUACCAAGAUGUCAUUAGAAACAGAGUGGCAUCGGCCAAUUUGGCCGGACAGAAUCCAGUGACGGAUCGCAAUUAUGGUACGGGCAUGGGUGGGACCAUGGCAACCUAUGUCAAACUGGAAUAUGGUGCGGAUGCUUCUACCUGGCACAUUCUCUACUAUUGUUUGCGUUGUGGAGACUUUGGUGCCGCCAAGACUGUUUUAGAUGUUGCCAGAGCCAAUCACGAUCAUUUUCCCGAACAAGAUGUCAUUCAAAAUGUCGUCUACCAAAUUGCUCAACGGCAAGCGCAAGCCACUUGUAUUUGGGAAAUGGGAACUCCCACAGUCUCUCCCAAUGAUCGUGCCUUGAUUGAGGAUUUGCACGACAAGGCGCAAAAUUUGGAGUCCAAAAACAUUUUCAAAAUUGGUGUCCUGGCCUUGCUGUCGGGACAAAAUUUGCCAGAUGGAUCCUACAGUACCAUUGAAGACUACCUAUUUGGUCACUUGUGGUUGGCCCUCCAGCAAGAAGAUCCCACAUCUCAAAUCAAGCUGAUUGGUAAAUCUAUCAAGAAAUAUGGUCCAGAAUACUUUCAAGCAGACAGCAAUGGUGGCUGGGGAUAUGCGCUCCCGUUGCUGGCCUCUCAACAGUUCAAGACUGCCUUGGUCUUUUUGGCCGAGGCAGGUGGUUCAACUGGAUUGUUGCAAGCUACUCAUCUGGGCCUUGUGCUAGCUAGCAAGGGUCUCAGUAUCGCUGAUCUGGGCGAACAAGAGGGAUCUUCACCUAGUUUGUUGACAGCUCUAUUGACCAAGUACGCGUCGCUCUUGGAAGUCGAUUCCAAUUCGGGCCCAGCGGCUUCCUUGGAAUACCUGUUGAAGAUUCCAAAGAAGGAAAAGGGCCGACACGAAAUUGCCUCGUUGAUUGUCCGCCAAACUCACUUGGUGGAUCACUUUGGAGGCAUCUUGACACAAGAAGGUGCUCGAAAGAAUGCUCUGCUCGAUAAGUACAUGAGCCGAGACGAAGCCUCGUUGAUUCUGGCAGAAUCGGCCAACAUGUUCAAGAGACAACAUCACGAUCGAACCAAGGCAGAAUUGGCAGCAAAACUAUUCAUGCUUUCGGGCCGAUAUGGUUCCCUUCUCGUAUUGCUCAAUGAGCUGAUAUCUCCCACCGAAGAUGGCAAUCCGGAAAAAUUGUUUUGGGCGCAACAGUCGCAAAUGUUCCACUCGACCUACCUCACCAGCCGAACUCUGGUGGUGGAAUCUCUGGAACGCGAGGGCAAUUUGGGAUUGAUACAAGUCAAUCAGCAACUCACAGCGAUUCGCAAUUUCUUUGACAACAUUCGCGGUGGAAGAUUUCAAGAAGCCUUUCAGAUUGCCUCUUCCCUCAAUCUAUUGCCUCUCACACAAGAUCAGAUGAAUGAAAAAGAGAGCCGCUACAAGAAUCUUGACCCCAGUCUCAAGGCAGCCAUGCCGCCCUUGAUUUGUGGCACCAUGGAAUGCUUGUUUGGGAUGCAUCGUAAAAUCAAGUCCGAGUCACGAGGAAUCAACGCCACUGUAGAAGAACGCCUCCGAGAGCUUCAAAUGAUGGCGAGAUUCAUUUAUGUCUUUGCCGGUCUGGUGAACAUGCCCUCAUCGACAAAGGACUUUAUUCAGCAAAAGCGCAACCAUAUGCUAUAG
Molecule: messenger RNA, 2409 nt
Organism: Cylindrotheca closterium
Lineage: Eukaryota; Bacillariophyta; Bacillariophyceae; Bacillariales; Bacillariaceae
Source: the annotation of a GenBank genome assembly